This is a messenger RNA of Miscanthus lutarioriparius, 978 nucleotides long. NCBI's taxonomy places the organism in Eukaryota, Viridiplantae, Streptophyta, Magnoliopsida, Poales, Poaceae. The record is from the annotation of a GenBank genome assembly.
AUGGCGACGCGGGCGGACGUGGAGAAGGGCGGCGUGGUGAGGAAGGAGCCCGGCAAGGUGCCGUCGCCGCUGUACCCGCAGCACGAGGGGGAGCGGGAGUGGGUGCCAUGGAUCGUCCCCGUCUUCUUCGUCGCCAACAUCACCGUCUUCGUCAUCACCAUGUACGCCAACAACUGCCCCGCGCACACGACGCCGCGCGACGGCAAGUGCGUCGCCCGAUUCCUCGGCCGCUUCUCCUUCCAGCCGCUGCGACAGAACCCGCUCCUCGGCCCAUCCUCCGCCACGCUCACCAAGAUGGGGGCCCUGGUUUGGGAGAAGGUGGUGCACCACCACCAGGGCUGGCGCCUCCUCUCCAGCAUGUGGCUCCACGCCGGCGUCCUCCACCUUGUCGCCAACAUGCUCUGCCUCCUCUUCAUCGGCAUGCGCCUCGAACAGCAGUUCGGAUACGUGAGAAUCGGUGCGAUCUACGUCCUGUCCGGCCUAGGCGGCGCCGUGCUGUCGUCGCUCUUCAUCCGGAACCACAUCUCCGUGGGCGCCUCGGGCGCGCUCUUCGGCCUGCUGGGCGCCAUGCUCUCGGAGCUGCUCACCAACUGGACCAUCUACACCAACAAGGCGGCGGCCGUGGCCACGCUCCUGUUCGUCGCCGCCGUCAACCUGGUGCUCGGCAUCCUGCCUCACGUCAACAACUUCGCGCACAUCGGCGGCUUCCUCGCGGGCUUCCUCCUCGGCUUCGUCGUGCUCAUGCGCCCGCACCUCGGGUGGAUGGAGCGCUACAGCCUCCCCGCCGGCGCGCCCUGCACCGCCAGGAAGUACCUCGCCUACCAGUGGACCCUCCUCGCCGUCGCCCUGCUCCUCCUCGUCGUCGGAUUCGCGGUCGGCAUGGCGAUGGUCUUCCGCGGCGCCAACGCCAACGACAGCUGCCACUGGUGUCACUACCUCAGCUGCGUGCCCACCGCCAUAUGGAACUGCACCAACUGA